This is a messenger RNA of Pyricularia pennisetigena, 339 nucleotides long. RefSeq lists its product as uncharacterized. The record is from RefSeq and is a predicted model, not a curated record. Lineage: Eukaryota; Fungi; Ascomycota; Sordariomycetes; Magnaporthales; Pyriculariaceae. The transcript is spliced from 2 exons. Bases 1 to 339 code for a protein of 112 amino acids.
AUGUCCUCCUUGCUCGCCUUUGUAAAAGCGAUCCGCCGCACGGAGGCCUCGGACAACGGCGUAGUGUUGGCUGCUUCGGCUGCCACCCGGGCGUCUUCAGCUUCCCGAUACUUACGGAGUGCAUCAGAAACUGCCCCUUCGGAUUCGGUUUGGGAGAUUAGGAAGUUGAGAAGGGUCGAUGCGGCGCGCCGAAGCUCCCAAGCCGCCACCAGGCUCGCGGUGUUGGCUGCCUCUACGGGGCAGACGGCCGUGCGGGAGGUGGAUGCCUGGGAUGCCAUGUUUAGUGCUUGCCCACCCGGACUGAAAUCUUCGCAUGUGCACUUUUCCUCACCAGUGUAA